This is a messenger RNA of Cucumis melo (muskmelon), 1413 nucleotides long. RefSeq lists its product as uncharacterized. The coding region runs from base 1 to 1413 and encodes 470 amino acids. Lineage: Eukaryota; Viridiplantae; Streptophyta; Magnoliopsida; Cucurbitales; Cucurbitaceae. The transcript is spliced from 2 exons. The record is from RefSeq and is a predicted model, not a curated record.
AUGGAUGUAGCAAAGAGAUGGCUCUACUACUUAGAACCGGGUUCCGUAACCACUUGGGGUAGUCUAAAAAAGAAAUUCUUAGAGAAAUUUUUCCCCGCCUCUAGAGCAAACAAUAUUAGGAAAGAAACUUAUGGGAUAAGACAAGACUUUGGAGAAUCCCUCUCGAAAUACUGGGAAAGAUUAAAAGAGUUUUGUGCUAGCUUUCCUCACCAUCAAAUUUCUGAUCCUUCUUUAAUUCAAUAUUUUUACUCCGAUCUUUUGUCUUCUGGUAGGAAUACUAUAGAUGUCCCGGCGGGAGGAGCUCUAACCGACAAGAUCCCCAUCGAAGCACGGAAGCUCAUUUCAAGAAUGGCGGAAAAUUCUCAAAGCUUUGGGAAUAGAGCAUCGGAGCUUGACAAUUCUCUAACAAAAGAGGUAAGUGAAUUAAAAUCACAAAUGUUAAAUAUGACUACUCUUCUUACUUCUUUUGUACAACGUACUCCUCUUAAAGUAACCAUGUGUGGAGUUUGUGGCUUGGUUGGUCAUCCAAAUGACAAAUGUCCCGAGGUGAUCGAGGAUGUAAACAUUGUUCGAAAAUAUGACCCCCACGGUAAUACAUACAAUUUGGGGUGGAGAGACAACCAAAACUUAAGAUGGGGGAAUGACAACCAAAAGCAUACACAAGCACCACCCACCUCUUCAAACCAAGGUACGAAUCUUGAAGAUAUUAUCAAAGCUUUGGCAACUAACACUCUUUCUUUUCAACAAGAGAUGAAACAACAAAUGACUCAACUUACUACCGCCAUAAGCAAGAUGGAUGGGAAAGGAAAACUUCCGGCUCAACUGGACCAUGCUAAUGUAAGUGCCAUUUCACUAAGGAGUGGUAAGACUCUUGACACCUCCACCACCAAAGAGAAAAAGGUAACUUCCAAACCCUUACCUCUUAAUAGUAAGAAUGAGUCCAAGGAAGAAAAGGUUGAAACAAACCCCUCACCAUCUAAUUCUAAAAAUGAUAAAUCUCCUCUUAAUGAUUUUACUCCUUACAUACCUAAACCUCUUUUUCCCUCUAGGUUGGCACCAAAAAAGAAGGAAACACCCAAGGAGGAAGUGCUCUUGGAGAUGUUUAGAAAGGUGCAAAUCAACUUGCCCCUUCUCGAUGUAAUCCAACAAGUCCUGAGGCGGAUUGGAAAAAUGAUUAUUUUAAAUGAAGUUGUUGAAUCUGUUCAUGCUGAAAGUAGUUGGAUUUUUAGCACUGGUUUCCUUUUUCCGUCUAGUUACAUUGAAAUCUCCUCCAAUGAGCCAACCAUUGGAAUGUCUGGAGGAGAUGUUGUUGAGCUCAAUCCAGAAGGCAUUUGUCUGUGUUCUUUUUGCUGGGCCAUAGAUUGUUGUGAGAGUCCAAAGAGGGAUGUCUUGGUUGUUGAAGUUUGCCGUUAG